Chroicocephalus ridibundus (black-headed gull) is the source of this 2978-nucleotide messenger RNA. RefSeq names its product zinc finger protein 362 (gene ZNF362). Lineage: Eukaryota; Metazoa; Chordata; Aves; Charadriiformes; Laridae. Bases 465 to 1718 code for a protein of 417 amino acids. Gene Ontology annotation, molecular function: RNA polymerase II cis-regulatory region sequence-specific DNA binding; DNA-binding transcription factor activity, RNA polymerase II-specific. The transcript is spliced from 9 exons. The record is from RefSeq and is a predicted model, not a curated record. Gene Ontology annotation, biological process: regulation of transcription by RNA polymerase II.
GGGGGGGGGGAACGACUGUUUGCUUGUUUAUUUAUUCAUGGCUUUUUUUCUUACACAGGGGGUGGCGGAAGAAGCGCGGGGGGGCGGUUAUUAUUAUCAUUUUUAUUCCUCCCCCCCCCCCCUUUUUUUUUUCUUCCUUUCCUCUCUUUCCGCAUUAACCGGUUUUGUCUAGAAAGUGGUCUCGCUGGCUGGAAGGUCUAACGGGGGAAUAUUUUUGCAUCGCGCUUUGGCAGGAAUGCGGCAGCCUUAGCGAGGGACCCAAAUUUCCGUGGCGGUGCUUAGAGAGGAAAAACCCCACGUUCCCACGGGUCGGGUAGGUCGGAGCCGCUUCGCUUUUGUUCCUCUGCUCUGGGAUCUCGCGCGCCGGGGGCUGGCGGUGGGUUCGGGGUGUGUGAAGUUGUCCUCCUUGUCCCCCCGUAGAAAAACGCCCCGCGUGCAGCACCCGGUCUCAGCUAGAGCUGGAGAUGGACGCGGAUAAGGGGAAGCAACGCCAGUACUCGCAGAGGAUGGCGGAGCCUCGCUUCAACAACCCCUACUUCUGGCCGCCCCCCCCCACCAUGCCCAGCCAGCUGGACAACCUGGUCCUGAUCAACAAAAUCAAGGAGCAGUUGAUGGCGGAGAAGAUCCGCCCCCCGCACUUGCCCCCCACCUCCGUGGCCUCCCAGCAGCCCCUCCUGGUGCCCCCCUCCCCCGCCGAAAGCAGCCAGUCCAUCAUGUCCCUCCCCAAACUGCAGCAGGUCCCGGGUCUCCACCCUCAAGCCGUCCCCCAGCCCGACGUGGCCCUGCACGCCCGACCGGCCACCAGCACCGUCACAGGGUUGGGGCUGGCUUCCCGCGCGCCGGCGGUCAGCACCUCCGAAUCCAGCACGGGGACGGGGACCACCACCCCAUCGACUCCCACCUCCACCAGCCAGAGCCGCCUCAUCGCCUCCUCACCCACCCUAAUCUCAGGAAUCACCAGCCCCCCUCUCCUCGACUCCAUAAAGACAAUCCAGGGCCACGGCUUGCUGGGGGCACCCAAGGCGGAACGAGGCCGGAAGAAGAUCAAGGCAGAAAAUCCCUCGGGACCGCCGGUCCUGGUGGUGCCCUAUCCCAUCCUGGCCUCGGGGGAGACCGCCAAAGAGGGGAAGACGUACAGGUGUAAGGUCUGCCCCUUGACGUUCUUCACCAAGUCGGAGAUGCAGAUCCACUCCAAGUCGCACACAGAGGCCAAGCCCCACAAGUGCCCCCAUUGCUCCAAAUCCUUCGCCAACGCCUCCUACCUGGCCCAGCACCUGCGCAUCCACCUGGGCGUCAAACCCUACCACUGCUCCUACUGCGAGAAGUCCUUCCGCCAGCUGUCCCACCUCCAGCAGCACACCAGAAUCCACACCGGCGACAGACCCUACAAGUGCCCGCACCCCGGCUGCGAAAAGGCCUUCACGCAACUCUCCAACCUCCAGUCCCACCAGCGACAGCACAACAAGGACAAGCCCUACAAGUGCCCCAACUGCUACCGGGCCUACACCGACUCGGCCUCGCUGCAGAUCCACCUCUCGGCUCACGCCAUCAAGCACGCCAAGGCCUACUGCUGCAGCAUGUGCGGCCGCGCCUAUACCUCGGAGACCUAUUUGAUGAAGCACAUGUCCAAACACACGGUGGUGGAGCACCUCGUCAGCCAGCACUCGCCGCAGAGGACGGAGUCGCCCGGCAUUCCCGUACGGAUCUCCCUCAUCUAACGCGGCGGGGGGGGAACACGACGCGCAAGGGACACCCCCCCCCCCCCCAAAUCAGAGGAGGAGGAGGACGACGAAGCCACCCCCCCCUGCCCCGCCGCAGCACCCCAGCCCUGGCCGGGAGCCGUGCCCGGGGUCACGUCCCCCCCCCCGCACCUCGCUCCAGGUCCCCGCAGGUUUGGUGACAUCCAAAGACGGUUUCAGAGCACUUUGAAUCUCUGCGGUUUUGGUUUAUUUUUUUGGGGGGGAGGGGGUGGGGGCACCGAGGAGGGGAACGGGGCGGGGGGGUUUUUCCUCCUCCCGUGAGGCCCCCCCCCUCCCUGCCCCGCCCCGCCCCCUCUCCUCUCAUUUUUUGGAUACAAAUAUAUAUAUAUAUUUAUUGGCCAAGAAGUUGGUGCUGCUAAAAACAGAAAUAAGACCCAAAACGAACCGUGGAUGGAGGAAAAAAAAAAGAAUGGAAAAGAAAAAAAAAAAAAAAAAAUGACGCUCGGGGUGUAUGUGGGGGGGGGUCCUGCCGCUGCUUCCCCCCCCCCCCCCCCCCCCAACGGACUCUCCGGCGGGAGCAGAUGGGACUCGGGCCAGGGCCCGCAGCGGCCGCCACCUCCUUGGGGACAUUUGGAGCUUUUCUUUUUAAACAUUUUCGGGGGGGUUUGGGGGGGGGUUUGGAGGGCUUUCUUUUUGGGUCUCUCCCCCCCCCCCCCCCCCCCUUCUCUGGGGCUGGAUCCGCCCCACCCCCCAGAUUCCCAGGAUCCCCCCCCAAAAAAAAAUCCGUUUUUGGGGAGGGUGCGUGUGUGGAAAAUCGCUUUGCCUUGUGCCUGCCGGCCCCGGGCGCCUGUACAUAACCCCUGUAUAGAGCCGGAGGGGGGGUGGGGGGGGUGGGGGAGGCGUGACACCCCCCCCCCCCGAUCCCCCCCCCCCAGCGCCGCGACAAAGAAAAACUCAUCUAUAUUCUGUACUCUUUGGUUCCGUUUUUUGGAUAUUAACUGUGUUAUUUUUUUAUACACUUUUUAAGCCUUAACUUCAGCCUUUUAUUUUCGGGGUUGUUUUCGCCAGGGUUGGUUUAUUUACCUUCUGUUUAUUAAUUUUUAACACCCCCCCCCCCUCGUUAUUUUUUAUUCCCCCCCCCAUUUCCUUGUUUUUUCCCCCCCCCUCGAUGUUGUACGAUACUCAAUAUUGUAAUCUUUUUUGUCAGCAUGUUAAUACCGUGUAAAUACGCCUCUUAUACACUUAAUGCCCCCCCCCUUCUUCCAGCCCCCCCCCCCC